Closterium sp. Yama58-4 is the source of this 1116-nucleotide messenger RNA. Lineage: Eukaryota; Viridiplantae; Streptophyta; Zygnematophyceae; Desmidiales; Closteriaceae. The record is from the annotation of a GenBank genome assembly.
AUGGCUCGUGGCCGGCACGCGCCUGUGAGCUGGGCGACAGUGCUGCCGACCAUCGCGCACCUGUGUCUGCUGCUCUUCACGUGCCUCCUCAUCCUGAAACUGCAAGGCCGAACAUGGUCCUGGUGGUGGGUGUUCUGUCCGCUGUGGGUGUUUCACGGCGCGCUGUCCCGCUGCAACUGCUCCAUGCCCGCGCCCAGCUCGCCUUACGACCGCCACUGGCGCCCCUGCCACUCGCUGCUCACGCUGCCGCUGCUCGUUGCAUUCGAGCUGCUGCUCUGCUGCUACCUCGCUGCAAGAGAAAUGUGUGUGGCACGGCCGCCAGUGGAUCUGGCCAUUGUGUUCCUGCCUCUUAUUCUGCUCGAGGGGAUCGUACUCAUUGACAACUUCAGGAUGUGCAUGGCGCUGAUGCCGGGGGAGGAUGACAACAUGACAGACGAGGCACUGUGGGAGACAUUGCCGCACUUUGCAGUGGCGGUGUCGAUGAUUUUCUUCAUGGCAGCAACCGUGUUCUCUGUGCUCAAGCUCAACGGCCAGCCAAACUGGGCAGCGCACAUGUCUUAUUGGAUGCUCUUCUCGCCACUCAUUGCUGUCCAGCUGGCAGCGCUGAUGUCAGCGCUGACUCAGCUCGCAGAGGGGGUGAUGUUGUUGUACGCGCCCGAGUCCGGGCGACGGUUUUCGGCGGUAGUGCGGGAGCAUGAUCCGUUUAUGUUUGUGACGCGGGGCAUGCGGCUGGCGGGGUGGUGGUGGCGGGAUGAUGAAAUAAGGGAAGAGCAGAAGAGCCUCACAGCCUCUCUUUUUCCUGGCACAUACGAUACGUUUGAGGCUGUCCCGCCCGACCACAUCAAGAGAAUGAGAAAAGGCCAGCUAGCAGAGGAGGUGGUGCGGCUGCAGGCAGCACUGGCGGAGCAGGUGGAGACGGGCAAGGCGCAGCGGCAGGAGCUGGAGCGAGUGCAGCAGGAGAAGGUGCUGUGCCGCGUGUGCUUCGAGCGCGAGAUCAGCCUCGUGCUGCUGCCCUGCCGUCAUCGGGUGCUCUGCCAUCCCUGUGCAGACAAGUGCCGGCAGUGCCCCAUAUGCAGGCGGCACAUUGCAGACCGCAUGGCUGUGUUUGAUGUGUGA